GUUAAACCGACCAAGCUCGAGCUCACCAGCGCGCGGUGCACAAAAGGCCCCGGAUGAUCGGUUGAGCUGUGCAGACCAACCAUUCAUCUGGGCAGAAAAUGUUUUCAUGGCUUUAAAACUGUGGCACUUUAAAUUGACAGUAGAUAAAAGAAAAUCCCAGCUGUACGUCAACAAAGGGGGGAACCCAUUCAUCUGCUCAGGCAGUGGGAAUGAAUUCAGUCGGGUCAUCUCAAGUGAAGGUACAUCAGCAAGUUCACACUGGGACAAGGCCAUUCCCCUGUUCUGUGUGUGAGAAGGGAUUCAGUCGGUCUUCCCACCUGUGGACACACCAGUCAGUUCACAUCGAGCAGAGGCUGGUCAUCUGCUGAAUUUGUGGGGAAGGUUUCACUCGGUUAUCUGACCUAAUGGCUCACCAGCGAGUUCACACCGGGGAGCGGCCGUUCACCUGCUCAGACUGUGGGAAGGGAUUCAGUAAAUCAUGUAAACUGAAGGUACAUCAGCGAGUUCACACUGGAGAGAGGCCGUUUACCUGCUCAGACUGUGGGAAGGGAUUUACUGUGUCAUCUCAGUUACUGAGACACCAGUCAGUUCACACCGGGGAGUGGCCAUUCACCUGCUCAGACUGUGGGAAGGGAUUCACUCUGUCAUCUGCACUGAAGGAACAUCAGCGAGUUCACACUGGGGAGAGGCCAUUCACCUGCUCAGACUGUGGGAAGAGAUUCACUCGGUCAUCUCAACUGAAGGUACAUCAGCGAGUUCACACUGGGGAGAGGCCGUUCACCUGCUCAGACUGUGGGAAGGGAUUCAUUCAGUCAUCUCAUCUGAAGGCACACCAGCAAGUUCACACCAGGGAGAGACCAUUCACCUGCUCAGACUGUGGGAAGGGAUACACUUGCUCAUUUAAUCUGAAGGUACAUCAGCGAGUUCACACUGGGGAGAGGCCAUUCACCUGCUCAGUCUGUGGGAAGGGAUUCAAACUGUUCGCUCACCUACUGACACAUCAGCAAGUUCACACCAGGGAGAGACCGUUCACCUGCUCAGACUGUGGGAAGGGAUUCACUGAGUCAUAUCAACUGAAGGUACAUCAGCGAGAUCAUACUGGGGAGAGACCUUUCACCUGCUCGGACUGUGGGAAGGGAUUCACUCAGUCAUAUCAACUGAAGGUUCAUCAGCGAAUUCACAGUGGGGUGAGGCCGUUCACCUGCUCAGACUGCGGGGAGGGUUUCACAAAGUCAUCUGCUGUACUGAGACACCAGUCAGUUCACACUGGAGUGAGGCCAUUCACCUGCACAGUGUGUGGGAAGGGAUUCACUCAGUCAUCUGCUGUAUUGAGACACCAGUCAGUUCACACUGGGGAGAGGCCAUUCACCUGCUCAGUGUGUGGGAAGGGAUUCGUAGAGUCAUCUCAACUGAAGGUACAUCAGCGAGUUCACACUGGGGAGAGGCCGUUCACCUGCUCAGACUGUGGGAAGGGAUUCACUCGGUCAUCUCAUCUACUGAAACACCAGUCACUUCACACCAGGGAGUGACCAUUCACUUGCUCAGUCUGUGGGAAGGGAUUCAAUUGGUCAUUUCACCUGCUGACACACAGGGAAAUGGCCGUUCACCUGCUCUGUCUAUGGGAAGGGAUUUAUUACGUCAUCUCAACUGAAGGAACAUCAGCGAGUCCACACUGGGGAGGGGCCGAUCACCUGCUCAGACUGUGGAAAAAAUUCUCUCAGCCAAAUCAACCAUUUGUGCAUCACUGAGUUCACACUGGGGAGAGGCCGAUCACCUACUGUGAAUGUGGUGAAGUAUUUGCGGUGGACAUGGACUGUGCCUUUAAAUGAGAGAGAAAAACUGUCUUCAGUACUGCUGCCUGCUUCUUGGUUGCCAUGGUGAGAGAGAGGCAGAGUUAUGUGAUGGACAGUUCGAUGUUCACAGUUGCUUGGUUGCCAUGGUGAGAGAGAGGUGGAGUUAUGUGAUGGACAGUUCGAUGUUCACAGUUGCUUCACAGCGUGUUUAUUUAAGCAAGGUCAGAUGACUGUCCCAGAGACACACAGUGGAACACUGGUUAAGGCAACCGGUCAGUGAAAGGAAGCCAGUGACAGAGGAGUCAUUGGGUGGGACUUUCGAGUGCCCACAAGCGUGGGUUGAGGAUCGAUCAGGGGAAUUAAUCAGUAUGUCACGGUGUGUGGAAGGGCUGACCCUGUGGAGGCUACCGGUGUAUCUACCCUUGCCUGGGUGGUAGUUCACCCUCGAAGACGGUACCCUUAGUGAUAAGCUGUGUUUGGCUGACUCGAGAGUGGAUUCGGAGCCUGACAACGGAAGAUCAACGGGACCUGUUUACUCGUUCUUCUAGUGUGGUUUUCACCUUGGAUUACAAAUACCUCUCUCUCUCUCUCACACACCAAUUCCAUGGAUUGAACUGAACUUCCUUGCAUUACCAUCGUAAGACUUUAACUCUUGUCACCCGAGCUUUAACAAGUUUGAGAAUUGUAUUUACACACAAAUAUAUGCAUAACAUUGCUAACUUUUGAUUUACCUGGUUUAAGUUACUAUAUUGAGUAGUUACUAAUAA
Messenger RNA from Mobula hypostoma (lesser devil ray), 2560 nucleotides. RefSeq names its product zinc finger protein 239-like. The transcript has 2 exons. Lineage: Eukaryota; Metazoa; Chordata; Chondrichthyes; Myliobatiformes; Myliobatidae. Gene Ontology annotation, molecular function: RNA polymerase II cis-regulatory region sequence-specific DNA binding; DNA-binding transcription factor activity, RNA polymerase II-specific. The record is from RefSeq and is a predicted model, not a curated record. The coding region runs from base 405 to 1529 and encodes 374 amino acids. Gene Ontology annotation, biological process: regulation of transcription by RNA polymerase II.